UGGAGUCCAGAUGAGUCUCUGUUUCUAACCAAAGAACAAUUCAUUCACGAGUCCGUCAGGUGUUUCUCCACAACAUAGCAGCGUCUCUGACGAACACUGUGUUUGGAUAUGGCUGCAGCCAGUUGUCUACUGUCUGAGGAUCAGUUUCUGUGCCCCAUCUGUCUGGAUGUGUUCAAUGAUCCAGUCACCACAUCAUGUGGACACAACUUCUGCAAAAACUGCAUCACUAUAAACUGGAAUGUCAACGUCUCCCUACAGUGUCCCAUGUGUAAAGAGAUCUUUGCCACCAAACCUGAGCUGCACAUCAACACAUUCAUCUCUGAGAUGGUCGCUCAGUUCAGACAGUCAGCUCAACAGAAAGCCAGCAGCAGCAGCUCACAGCAACAAGCUGCCAAACCAGGAGAAGUUCCCUGUGACGUCUGCACUGGAACCAAACUGAAGGCCCUGAAGUCCUGCCUGGUGUGUCUGGUAUCCUACUGUGAGACUCACCUGGAGCCUCAUCUGACAAUGUCAGGCCUGAAAAGACAUCAGCUGAUCGACCCUGUGGAGAACCUGGAAGACAGGAUGUGUACGAAGCACGAUAAACCUCUGGAUCUGUUCUGUAAGACCGACCAGACAUGUGUCUGCAUGCUCUGCACUGUUUUAGACCACAAGACACAUGAUGUUGUUCCUCUGAAAGAAGGAUAUGAAGGAAAGAAGGCUGAGCUGGGGAAGACAGAGGCUGAAAUUCAACAGAUGAUCCAGAAGAGACAACGGAAGAUUCAGAAGAUCAAACGGUCAGUCAAACUUAGCAAGAAAAAUGCAGACGGAGAAAUAGCAUAUGGUGUUCAGUUUUUCACUGAGCUGAAGAAGUUUGUUGAGGAAAGCAUGAACAAGCUCUUUAAGGAAAUUGAAGAGAAGCAGAAAACAAAACAGAAACAGGCUGAUGACGUAAUCAAAGAGCUGGAACAGGAAAUCUCUGAGCUGACGAAGAGAAGCGCUGAGGUGAAGCAGCUCUCACUCUCUGAAGACCACCUUCACCUCCUCCAAAGUUUCUCAUCCCUGUCAGCCGCCCCACCCACCAAGGACUGGACAGAGGUCAGAGUCCGUCCAUCAUUUUAUGAGAGAAUUGUAGAGCGAGCUGCAGCUAAUCUGAUGGAGGAAGUCCGUGAAGGGAUUGCUCAUCUGUUUAAAGCUGAGCUGAAUUGGGUCCAGCAGUCUGCAGUGGAUGUGACUCUUGAUCCUGACACAGCACAUCCAUGUCUCAUCCUGUCUGAUGACGGGAAACAAGUGCAUCACCGUGAUGUGAAGAGGAACCUCCCAAACAACCCUGAGAGAGUUUCCAGCUGUAUUUGUGUCUUGGGAAAGCAGAGUUUCUCUUCAGGCAGAUUUUACUGUGAGGUUCAAGUAAAAGGAAAAACUAAAUGGACUUUAGGAGUGGCCAGAGAGUCGAUCAACAGGAAAGAGAACAUCACACUGAGCCCUCAGGAAGGUUACUGGACAAUUUCUUUGAGAAAUGGCGAUGAGUACAAAGCUCUGGAUGAACCUUCAGUCCGUCUCUCUCUGAAGUCUCGUCCUCAGAAGGUGGGGGUGUUUGUGGAUUAUGAGGAGGGUCUGGUCUCCUUUUAUGACGUAGAUGCUGCAGCUCUCAUCUACUCCUUUACUGGCUGCUCCUUCACUGAGAAACUUCACCUGUACAUUGGUCCUUGUCCUAAUGAUGGUGGUAAAAACUCUGCACCUCUGAUCAUCACUCCUGUCAAUCACACUGAAUAG
Molecule: messenger RNA, 1752 nt
Organism: Epinephelus lanceolatus (giant grouper)
Lineage: Eukaryota; Metazoa; Chordata; Actinopteri; Perciformes; Serranidae
Product: E3 ubiquitin-protein ligase TRIM21-like
Molecular function (GO): protein binding; zinc ion binding
Source: RefSeq, a predicted model, not a curated record